Molecule: messenger RNA, 459 nt
Organism: Strongylus vulgaris
Lineage: Eukaryota; Metazoa; Nematoda; Chromadorea; Rhabditida; Strongylidae
Source: the annotation of a GenBank genome assembly
AUGUUUUGGGCUAAAGCUAUCUGUAAUGUCAAGGCGUGCCCGCCACAACCUACUAUCCCUACAAUACCGCCUCCUCCUUCACUUGCUACAAGACAGUCUGCUGCUUCAACAGGGCCUUCUAACGCUACUACUAUUGGAGGAAGAAAACGUGAAGUUGAAAGUGUUGAAGUGAUGGUUGUCAGCAAUCAGAAGUAUGAUCCAUCUAUGAAUGACUCACAUAUGAAAGUCUUUAAGAGCUUGGUGAAUGACUAUGUAAAAAGCAAAGGAGUGACUUACAAUAAGGAUCUGGUGCACGAUAAGGCUAUUAAUGUUGAUGGCAAAUUUGCGGUUCUCUACACUCUACUGGGUUAUGACUGUAAUAGGGUGAAUAAUUUCGUUCACGGUGCUAAAGGCGAAGCAAACUUUGUCACGGAUAUCAGAGUCAAAUGCCAAGGAAAACCGGAAUUUGUUGUGGUCUGA